CCAAAAUGGCGGAACACACCGGUCAAUACGACGCUCCGACUCACCCCGGAAAACGGAGCCCAAAUCAGGCUCCAAUGGCCGUCAAGAGCUCCGCUAACCGCCACAAACAGGCCCAGAAAUCCACCAAAAAUCAGGAGCUGGGUAAGGAGGUGGAAAUUGUCACCUACGAUGGGUCUGAGACGCAGAAGUUUACGUCCAUGUCGGGUGCGGUACAGGGCUUACUCACGUUUGUCAUACUGUUCUUGGCUUGCCUCGCUGCGUUCAGCUCCCGUCUGUUUGCAGUGAUCCGAUUCGAGAGCAUCAUUCACGAGUUUGAUCCAUGGUUCAACUAUCGCUCAACUCAUCACCUUGUAUCCCAUGGGUUCUACAACUUCCUCAACUGGUUUGACGAGAGGGCGUGGUACCCUCUGGGGCGAAUCGUCGGGGGCACAGUGUACCCCGGGCUGAUGGUAACCUCCGGAGCUAUCCACUGGUUUCUUCAUUUACUCAACAUCCCGGUCCACAUACGAGAUAUAUGCGUAUUUUUAGCUCCGGCAUUCAGUGGGUUAACUGCACUGGCUGCCUAUGGCCUUACCAAAGAGUUGUGGAGUCCGGGAGCAGGGUUGCUGUCUGCGUGCUUCAUCGCUAUCGUGCCCGGCUACAUUUCUCGCUCAGUUGCUGGUUCCUAUGACAACGAGGGAAUUGCCAUAUUUGCUCUGCUCUUCACUUAUUAUCUGUGGUUGAAAGCUGUCAAGACUGGUUCAGUAUCAUGGGCAGCGGCCACGUCACUGUCAUACUUCUAUAUGGUGUCGGCAUGGGGAGGGUACGUUUUCAUCAUCAAUUUAAUUCCCCUUCAUGUAUGUGUGUUACUGCUGAUGGGCAGAUUCUCCUACAGGAUCUAUGUAGCUUUUACAGUGUUCUACAUCUUAGGGACAGUGUUUUCAAUGCAGGUGCCUUUUGUUGGGUUCCAGCCUGUACGCACCAGUGAGCACAUGGCAGCAGCAGGUACCUUUGCGUUACUCCAGGCUUACGCUUUCCUGAAAUACGUCCAAGAAUUCCUGUCCAAGAAGGAGUUCAGGGCGCUGUUUUUCUUUGGCGUUGUGGGAACUGCUGGCGUUGUGUUCCUAGCGGUCGUUCUUCUUACUUAUGCAGGUUAUAUUGCACCUUGGAGUGGGCGGUUCUAUUCCCUGUACGAUACAGGAUAUGCAAAAAUCCACAUUCCCAUCAUAGCGUCGGUGUCGGAGCACCAGCCGACUACGUGGGUCUCGUUCUUCUUCGACCUCCACAUCUUGGUUUGCUUCUUUCCGGCCGGUCUCUGGUUCGUCAUUAAGGAGAUCAACGAUGAGAGAGUCUUUAUUGUCCUAUACGCCCUGAGCGCGGUCUACUUCGCCGGCGUGAUGGUACGCCUGAUGCUCACCCUCACCCCGGUUGUCUGCAUCCUGGCGGCCAUCUCAAUCUCAAAGACGCUGACGGAGUACCUCGCCGAUGACUCGGAGAGGAAAAAGAAAGAUGAAGAGGAGGCGGAGGAGACUGAGGAGGAUGAGGAGGAGGUGGAUCGGAAGAACAGGAAGCUCUAUGACAAGGCCGGUAAAGUGCGCAAGCCAAAACUGGAUCAAGAUAAAUACAGCACGUUAGGGACCAACCUGAAGGGUUUCGUCAUCAUGGCGAUGUUGAUGAUGCUGAUGAUGUUUGCCGUUCACUGUACAUGGGUGACUAGCAAUGCAUACUCUAGUCCCAGUAUAGUCUUAGCAACAUACAACAACGAUGGUACUCGCAAUAUCUUAGACGACUUUCGGGAAGCGUAUUACUGGUUGCGUCAGAACACCGGAGAUCGCGACCGCGUGAUGUCUUGGUGGGAUUAUGGGUACCAGAUAGCGGGAAUGGCCAACAGGACGACGCUCGUUGAUAACAAUACGUGGAACAAUAGUCAUAUUGCAUUGGUGGGCAAGGCCAUGUCGUCCAAUGAGACGGAGGCUUAUAAGAUCAUGCGUGAAUUGGACGUCAACUAUGUCCUGGUUAUAUUCGGCGGUGUGAUUGGCUACUCAGGUGAUGACAUCAACAAAUUCUUGUGGAUGGUUCGCAUCGCUGAGGGCGAACAUCCCAAGGACAUCAGAGAGUCGGACUAUUUCACUGUGAAUGGAGAAUUCCGUGUGGACAGCUCUGGUUCCCCGACUCUACUCAACUGCCUCAUGUACAAGAUGUGCUACUACCGCUUUGGUGAAAUGCAGCUGGAUUUCAGGAGCCCCCCAGGCUACGACCGGACUCGUAACGCCGAGAUCGGCAACAAAGACAUCUCCUUCCAGCAUUUAGAGGAAGCUUACACUACGGAGCACUGGCUGGUCCGCAUUUACAGGGUCAAACCCUUGGACAACAGAGAGCCCAUACUGAAGACAACCACCAAGAAAUCUAACAAGAAAAAAUUUGCCUCCAAGAAGACAUCCAAAAGAAAGCGUGGGUCCAUCAAGAACAAACCGGUCAUCAAGAAAGGUAAACGCAAGACGCCCACACGCAAGACGUCAACCAAGACGUCAACCAAGAAGCAACGCUCCAACUAAGUAAGCUAUCCCCAGACACUAGGCGUCCCAUCUUUUACAGAAGUGCUGAAAGCACAGACAGAUUCUGCUGGAGCUUGGCUGGUUCCCCAUACCUCUUUUAAUUGCAAAGUUUAUAUAGCUUUUGGCUGGUAGUCUGUUUGAAAAUGAACGAGUGUAAAGAAUGUUUUCUCAGCUUUUUGUAUCUGAUUCAGAGCUUGUCUUUACUUUGACGACGGUUGUCUUUGCAGAUAAGCUUGCCCUUUCAUUGUUUGAAUGUUUCUGAAUGAUAGAUCAUAUGACCGUGUUUACGGCAAGUGACCCUUUGCUCUGUACAGUGAACUUUUGUACAUUUCGGGGCAUUUACUGGCAGGCAAGAUACUACAACGGUCAUAAGAAUGUAGAAACAACAGCUGAACAAGCUUUGAGAUUGUUACAUUUCCAGAUGAUUAUUUUUUUUUUUUUUAAUUGAGCUGUGAACAAAUCGUGCCUGCAGAAAGUCCAGCAGGUGAUUUCAUGAAAUGCUAGGACUAAUCCUAUCUCUCGUCCUAACAUCUAUGAAUAUGGAGCUUAACUCGUCCUAAGUCCUAAGAUUAACCCUAAGUUAAGGAAGAGUUUGGUGAAAUCGAAGGCUGGCUCUAUGGCUUGUUUAUAAACAUUUAAACAGGUUAUAUGGUUAAUGUAUUCUGCAUUGUUCACAAUACAAAAGGACAGUAAGCCCUGUACUGUCCAAUUUUUUUCACCGCACAAUAUUUCUGCCAUCGUUGGCUUUACUUCUUUAUUGAAUCGUGUUUUGUUUCUUUGACACAUACAAACAAUGCAUAGGUUAUUUUUACAGAAAUCUUGCCGGUAAUCAAAAUCCGUUAAGCACCAUUUGUAUUUUUUUUUAAAUAAAUUUUGCUUAAAAUUGCUCCGUAAGAAAUUGCCCCUAAAUCCUUAUUAGUAAUCCACACUUCAGGGGCUUUACCUCGUAAGGCCUUUUCAGGUGUGUGGAAACUUUAAGUUGAUUGAAAAACACAUUUUAGACAGGAAUUGUAAUUAAGUUUACCUGUCCUCCUUUUUUUUAAAUUGUCCAUGUUGAACUUUCGGCCAAAGGUAGGGUCUUCUUUGGUCUCAUUGAGGGCGCUGUUUGAGCUUGUGACAUCGUUUGCAAAGGUUAUUUUUAGUGCGCACAGAAGUACACAUUGAAAUUCAGGCUUUGACAAUAGGUGGUUAGAAAAAUUACAUUAGAAAAACAAAAAAAACUAUUUUGUGUAGCACCGUUGAAGAAGAUGAUGUUUAGAGAAUGAGUAAGCCUACCGUUUUGUUGGUUUGCUUUUUCAUUGUUGGUGAAAAUACCCCGAGUAAUUUUGUAUUCCGCCCAAAUUGCUGACUAAAAAGAACGCAUCCUUUUGAAGGGAAUGGGUCUCAACGAAUUUGUAAGCAUAAGGUGUUCAGGAAAAACUUGCCUGUACACUUUCUGUCUGUAUUUUCGUAGUUGUUUUCAGGGUUUUUUUUGGGGGGG
Asterias rubens (European starfish) is the source of this 4014-nucleotide messenger RNA. Its product is annotated as dolichyl-diphosphooligosaccharide--protein glycosyltransferase subunit STT3B-like. The transcript is spliced from 18 exons. Bases 6 to 2534 code for a protein of 842 amino acids. Lineage: Eukaryota; Metazoa; Echinodermata; Asteroidea; Forcipulatida; Asteriidae. Gene Ontology annotation, cellular component: membrane. Gene Ontology annotation, molecular function: dolichyl-diphosphooligosaccharide-protein glycotransferase activity. The record is from RefSeq and is a predicted model, not a curated record. Gene Ontology annotation, biological process: post-translational protein modification.